UUUGUUUUUUAAGUUAUAUUCACUCUUUUAAAUUAUUUUUUAAACAGACAUGUUACAGUCAUAGAUUAUCUAUAGUAAUGGUAGAAUUAACUGAACCAAUUGCUUUGAAAAAUAUUUUGGUGCAAUGUUGUUUUGUUCAUAACAAGUAAAAAAAGUUCAGUGUAGAGGCGGUAAUUAAAGAAUAUGGACCAAUCAGGUAGCAGCAUCUCCAGCUAAUCGACCAAUCAGGAGCAAGGAUUAGGAAUUAUUUUUAAUGGCUCUAGGUUUGGAUUAAACAAAUUAAGCGUAGAAACUUAUAAUGUGCAACGCCUUUAAGAAGGUAAUUUAUAACAAUGAAGGAAUACAUUCUAACAUUUAUUUAAAAAUCUGGUGUCAUGGGAUAAUUUUGUUUUUAUCUCUUGCAUAUCUGUGCUCCCCGCCAGUUCAGUAGGUGGCGGUAGUGCACCGGAAGUGGUUUGCAACCGCUUUUAAACAAAAGAAGAAGAAGUUUUGAUUAGGGAGCGUUUUCUGCAGUCUUUUGAUGAUGUUAAUGUUUAUCGGCGAUUUGUUUGAUUUACAAAUGUACUAAACUGAAAGUAAAACUUUGAAGGAUUUUGAUGUGAAGCUUAAAAAAUGGCGUCUAAAUCUUUUUCUGAGGAGGAUUUCUCUUGUCCUCUGUGCUGUGAUAUUUUUACAAAUCCUGUUGUGUUGUCUUGUAGUCACAGUAUCUGUAAAGACUGUAUUCAGAGAUUCUGGGAAAGUAAAGGAUUUCAAGAAUGUCCAGUUUGCAGAAAACGAUCUUUAAGGGAUGAACCUCCAAUAAAUUUAGCUUUGAAGAAACUGUGUGAGACUUUCUUAAAGGAGAGAAGUCAGAGAUCUUCAUCAGUUUGUCAUCUUCAUGAUGAGAAACUCAAACUCUUCUGUCUGGAUGAUCAACAGCCGGUGUGUUUGGUGUGUCGAGACUCCAGAACUCACAACAACCACAAAUUCUGUCCUGUCGAUGAAGCUGUCAUUGAUAAUAAGGAGAAACUCAAAACUGAAUUAAAAUCCUUACAGGAGAAACUGACAAUAUUUGAGGAGUCUAAGAAAACUUUGGAUAAAACAGCAGAACAUAUAAAGAUUCAGGCUGAACGCACAGAGAAGCAGAUUCAUGAAGAGUUUGAGAAACUUCACCAACUUCUACAUGAUGAAGAAUCAGUCAGAAUAACAGCACUGAGAGAGGAAGAGGAGCAGAAGAGUCAGAUGAUGAAGGAGAAGAUUGAGAAGAUGAGCAGUGAGAUUUCAUCUCUUUCACACACAAUCAGAGUCAUAGAGAAGCAGAUGACAGCUGAAGAUGUUUCAUUCCUACAGGACUUUAAGAGCACAAUGGAGAUUGUGUUUGCUGUUUCUCUCAGUGAUUGUGAAUCUAAACUCACAGCAGAAUCUGAGACUCCUGAAUGUUCUUCCAAAGUUCAGGGUAAAACGUCAGAUCCAGAGGACAUCUCAGAAAAGAUGUUGAUCGAUGUAGCAAAACAUCUCAGCAACCUAAAGUUUACUGUCAUACAGAAGAUGAAGGAGAAAGUUGAAUACAUUCCAGUGACUUUGGACCCAAACACUGCUGACUGUUGUCUCUUUCUGUCUGAUGAUCUGACCAGUGUGAGAUUCAGUGAAGAUGCAGCACUGCUUCCGGAUAAUCCAGAGAGAUUUGAUGAGUGUGCAUGUGUUUUGGGUUCAGAGAGCUUUAAUUCAGGGAUUCACUGCUGGGAUGUUCAGGUUGGAGACAACACAUACUGGCAUCUGGGUGUGAUGUCAGAAUCUGCAGAGAGGAAGAAGAACAUAUACUCCAGGAGUAGAAUCUGGUGUGUGAGGUAUUACUCUGGUGAAUACUUUGCAGUCAUUACAUCACAAACAUUUCUUGAUCUCCCAGUGAAAACGGUUCUCCAUCUCCCAGUGAAAGUGAAACUCGAGAGAAUCAGAGUUGAGUUGGAUUAUGACAGAGGAAACCUGUCAUUCUCUGAUCCUCUCACUAACACACACAUACACACUUUCACACACACAUUUACUGAAAGAGUUUAUCCAUGGUUCAGUGUUGGCUGUGAUAUUUCUCCUCUGGUGAUCUUACCGGUAAAAUCCUCUUAAAAACUUGAGAUUGAAUUUGAGAUUGAUUUUGUUUGUAAAACAGUUUGAGUUUUUUUGGUGAUAAAGUUCAUUAAGUUGUUGUUUUUGUUGACUGUGUUAUAAUUGAUAUUGUUAAUUGACGCCGCUGAUAUUGAAUGCAGUCGUGUUUAAAGAAACACAUGGAGUUACACAGACUGAUAUAAAAACACUGUAUUAUCAUUAUACAAAUAAACAUGAUGUGAGAUAUCUCAAUG
Molecule: messenger RNA, 2330 nt
Organism: Misgurnus anguillicaudatus (oriental weatherfish)
Lineage: Eukaryota; Metazoa; Chordata; Actinopteri; Cypriniformes; Cobitidae
Source: RefSeq, a predicted model, not a curated record